Molecule: messenger RNA, 1559 nt
Organism: Choloepus didactylus (southern two-toed sloth)
Lineage: Eukaryota; Metazoa; Chordata; Mammalia; Pilosa; Megalonychidae
Gene: FKBP6
Product: FKBP prolyl isomerase family member 6 (inactive)
Exons: 9
Coding region: 1-984 (327 amino acids)
Molecular function (GO): protein binding; peptidyl-prolyl cis-trans isomerase activity
Source: RefSeq, a predicted model, not a curated record
AUGGGGGGCAGCGCCCGAAACCGGGGAGUCCUAGAAGGAGAUGACGCCCCCGGUCAGUCUCCGUACGAGAGGUUAAGUCAAAGGAUGCUGGACAUUUCCGGGGACCGGGGCGUGUUGAAGGAUGUCAUCCGAGAAGGAGCUGGAGAGCUGGUGGCCCCGGAUGCGUCGGUGUUAGUGAAAUAUUCUGGAUACCUGGAGAACACCGACAAGCCCUUUGACUCCAACUGCUUUAGGAAAACACCUCGGCUAAUGAAACUCGGAGAGGAUAUCACACUCUGGGGCAUGGAGCUGGGCCUCCUGAGCAUGCGGAGAGGAGAGCUGGCCAGGUUUCUGUUCAAGCCGACCUACGCCUAUGGGACACUGGGUUGCCCCCCUUUGAUCCCCCCAAACACCACCGUCCUGUUCGAAAUCGAGCUCCUUGACUUCCUGGACUCUGCCGAGUCGGACAAGUUUUGUGCCCUCACGGCUGAGCAGCAAGCCCAGUUUCCACUUGAGAAGGUCCUUAAAAUGGCAGCCACUGAACGAGAGUUUGGUAACUACCUUUUCCGCCAGAAUCGUUUCUAUGAUGCCAAAGUGAGAUAUACACGGGCCUUGGUGCUCCUCCACCAGCGGUCAGCACCCCCCGAGGAGCAGCCCCUGGUGGAGGCCGCCCAGCUCCCCGUGUUCCUUAACCUGUCCUUCACGUACCUGAAGCUAGAGCGACCUGCCCUGGCCCUGCGCACCGGGGAGCAGGCUCUGACCAUCGACCACCGGAACGCCAAGGCCCUCUUCAGGUGUGGACAGGCCUGUUUCCUGAUGACCAAGUACCAGAAGGCCCGGGAUUUUCUAGUGCGAGCCCAGAAGGAGCAGCCCUUCAAUCAUGACAUCAACAAUGAGCUGAAGAAACUGGCCAGCUACUACAGGGACUACAUGGAUAAAGAGAAAGAAAUGUGUCACCGCAUGUUUGCUUGCUCGGAAAAUGACCCUGCAGUGGGAGAAAACUGAAGAUCCUUCAGCCGACCGCAAGCCAGAGAAGCGAGGCCGCUGGCGCCCCCUCGUCUUUACGGGCCCUUUUUGGAACGAGCUCCCCAGAGCAAACGCUGUUGCGGAGACCUGCUUGGAAGAAGGUGCUGGAAUCCCCCAGCCCGGGGUCUCUGCCUCAUCUCCGACUCCUGACGACGGCCACGCUGUUGAGAUUUGUUUUCGCAGGUGCUGUUUUCUGUUUCAUGUUUUCAUGCUUAAGACUAGAGUAGGGGAGAGUGUAGCUACUGACGAGUAGAAAAUCGCUUUUUUUUUUUUUUAAGGCAGUUUCUUGUUUUUUUUUAAGUGGAAUUAGUCCUUGGCUUUUCUCCCAGUUCCAACCCCCCUUCCGGCUUCUCGUGUCCCUGAGUAAAUACAAAUAGAGAUGGCUUUGUGUACUUUAUAGAGCUCACUGUUUUGCAGAGAGAGAAUUAUGUUACAUGUUUUUGUCGUAAAUAAAUAAAACACUUCCUUGUCCUAGCAAGAUCUAGUACAAGUUAAUUGUGUGAAUUCAAUUAAACUUUUAAAGUCCCUGAGGGACCGCCCUUUUUGAAGACCAG